Molecule: messenger RNA, 1800 nt
Organism: Bombina bombina (fire-bellied toad)
Lineage: Eukaryota; Metazoa; Chordata; Amphibia; Anura; Bombinatoridae
Product: general transcription factor IIF subunit 2-like
Exons: 4
Coding region: 1-399 (132 amino acids)
Biological process (GO): transcription initiation at RNA polymerase II promoter; transcription by RNA polymerase II
Cellular component (GO): transcription factor TFIIF complex
Source: RefSeq, a predicted model, not a curated record
AUGAAAGAAGCAAAGGCUGGUGACCCAACUGAAAAGCUACAGAUAGAAGAAUCUUCCAAACCAAUGCGUCUAUCAAAGCAAAUAGAUAAAGCCAUAACAACAAAUUACAAACCUGUGGCAAACCACCAGUAUAAUAUUGAGUACGAGAAGAAGAAGAAAGAAGAUGGUAAGCGCGCUCGUGCUGAUAAGCAGCAGGUGCUGGACAUGCUUUUCUCUGCAUUUGAGAAGCACCAGUAUUACAACAUUAAAGACUUGGUGGACAUUACAAAACAACCUGUGACAUAUCUUAAGGAAAUCUUAAGAGACAUUGGUAUUUACAAUGUUAAAGGAACCCACAAGAAUACUUGGGAGCUGAAACCAGAAUACCGCCAUUACCAAGGAGAAGAAAAGAGCGAUUAGGAAAAAUUACACAUCUAUGUGUGAGCUGGAGGUGUUACCAUAACCUGCAGCAAAUACUUCCAACAGUGUGAAAAGAAUUGCAUUAAUAACAUUUUUAUGCCGGAGUUAUUUUACAGUUUGAAAUCUAUAUAUAAUGAUAUAUUUUGUAAUUUCACUAAAGAAUCUUGCAGGAAUAAGCUGUAUAUAUGUUACCAUGCUUGUUAUACCAGAUGUAUUUUUACAAGAUUGUACUUGGAAAUACUUAGGUCUUUAUUUAAACUACUGAACUAUACAGCAUUUUCAGUUUUGUUACUUUGUACCUAGAGCCUGAAUAAAUCCCUCACCUUGCUCUAUUCAGUUCAUACAUUUCUUAAUAUAAUAACAGGCAAUAGCUUUUUGGUGCAUUUAGUUAUACUCUACUCUUCUCCAUCUCUGAACAGGAUCAAGUGAUGCAUUGAAACGGAACUAAAAAUCUUACUAAUAGCUGAAUAUUCGAUGCAAUAUCAUCUUUAUUCCAAUAGUGUUAAAAUAUAAUGCAAAAUUAGUUUUAGUCCCUUUUUUAAACUUUUUUUUUGUCUAGCUGGAUCCAUUUUUUGUUACUUUUUUAUUAUCUAAAUACACAGAAAAAAAUAGUACAAAGGCAAAAAAAAAUACCUUUUUUAAAAAUAAAAAAUACAUUUUUAGUAAUGGCAAAAAUUCCAUGUGAAAAUAUUUUUUGUACACUAGGGGGCAGCAAUAUACAAUGUUGUAUGAGUCAAUCUUGUUAUGAGUUUUUGUUUUUGUGUAAAGCAUAUGAACAUAUGUUUUCCCAUUGCAUCGUAGAUCAUAAAUACAGAUUCUCCUUUUAAAGUGACAUGAAACCCAACAUUUUCCUUUCCUGAUUCAGAAAGAGCUCACAAUUUUAAACAAUGUUCCUUUUUACUUAUAAUAUUACAUUUGCUUUAUACUCUUGGUAUUGUUUGUUGAAGGAGCAACAAUGCACUACUGGGAGUUAGCUGAGCCAAUAACAACACGCUAGUUUCCAGUAGUGCAUUGCUGCUCCUGAGCCUACCUAGAACAAAGCAAAUUAGAUAAUAGAAGUAAAUUGGAAAGCUGUUUUAAAUUGAAUUCUCUUUCUGAAUCAUAAAAUACAAAUUUGGGGAUUCAUGUCCCUUUAAGAACAAUGCAUGGUCAUGCAAUACAGGUUUAUUUUUUGUAAUUUACUUAUAGCAUAAAAAUACAGUUUAAGAUGUAAUUUGUAAAAACUUUACACAAACAAUGUCCUAAAAGUGUUGUGUUUAUAAGAGUAAUGUAUUGCUUUAUAGGGCGCACUUCAGCUAAUAAUCAAUCUGAAGGUGUUGUCUCUCAUUCACAAACCUUCAGGAAGAAUAUUUUUGUCAAGGUCAAACAAAUUGUAAUAAAAUCUUUCAUUAACUUGUUUUA